This is a messenger RNA of Oppia nitens, 699 nucleotides long. RefSeq lists its product as uncharacterized. The transcript has 2 exons. Gene Ontology annotation, cellular component: membrane. The annotation marks the transcript as partial. The record is from RefSeq and is a predicted model, not a curated record. Gene Ontology annotation, molecular function: G protein-coupled receptor activity. Lineage: Eukaryota; Metazoa; Arthropoda; Arachnida; Sarcoptiformes; Oppiidae. Gene Ontology annotation, biological process: adenylate cyclase-activating adrenergic receptor signaling pathway.
UCAUCAAUUUUCUUAUUGAUUAUUAUAAUUAUAACAACUUUUGGAAAUCUUUUGACAAUUAUUACAAUCAUACGAAUUCGUGAAUUUAACAGUUGGUCUAAUUAUUUGAUAUUAUCGAUAACACUUAAAUAUUUGAUGAUAUCUUUUGUGAUAAUGCCUAUCACCGCAUAUAUGGAUGUAUUUUAUCUAAGCGAUUGGAUUUGGGGACCAAAUAGUUGUGACACAUAUUAUUGUCUACAAAUGAAUUAUCUUAAAUUUGAAAGAAGAGUUAAUAUUCAUAACAUGAGUGUUAAUGAAUUAAAACUCAAAAUCAAUUGUCUUUUGAUAAAAGACAAAACUAAUGUCGAGUUAAAGAAAAAAUGCAAAAACAUUAGUAAAUUAUGGCUUCAAAUCAAGAAAGAUAUGGACACAGAGGUCAACAAAAGAUAUAAAUUAUUGCGCAAAGAGUUUCGUGUGGCAUAUAUUCAGGCUAUUGUUGUCUUUAUUUAUAUCAUCUGUUUUUUACCAUUUUUUGUUACAUUACUAAUCAUUGAUAUUAAUUCACUGACAUAUAUACCUAAGUUUACUCUAUCCCUAACUUUUUGGCUUUUACUCUGCAAUUCUGGUGUCAAUCCAAUUGUGUUUGUUUUGUUAAACAAUAAUUUUCGUAAUGCAUUCAAAAAUAUAAUCAAAAUAACACCAAUCAGACAGAAAACUUAA